Molecule: messenger RNA, 264 nt
Organism: Orbilia oligospora ATCC 24927
Lineage: Eukaryota; Fungi; Ascomycota; Orbiliomycetes; Orbiliales; Orbiliaceae
Exons: 1
Coding region: 1-264 (87 amino acids)
Source: RefSeq, a predicted model, not a curated record
AUGUGCAAAUACGUUAAGAACUCGCAUUCUUGUCAGCAUAAGUCUUACAGGCUUACCGAUACCUGUCAAUAUGCUCUUUCCUCCUCACCAGGAAGCUGCGGCAGAAUGUGUGUCGUCGACCGCAAAUAUGUCAGAGAUACUUGCGAGGACUGCACUCGUAAGCGUGCUCAGCUCGAUUACGGAUACAUUAACACCAAGAUUGAUGGCUGGAUGAGAGGUCUCGAGAAGGAAGAAUUCGUUGAGCGAGUCGGUUUGGCUGCUUAA